Diuraphis noxia (Russian wheat aphid) is the source of this 351-nucleotide messenger RNA. Its product is annotated as metal cation symporter ZIP8-like. Gene Ontology annotation, molecular function: monoatomic cation:bicarbonate symporter activity; zinc ion transmembrane transporter activity. Gene Ontology annotation, cellular component: plasma membrane. The record is from RefSeq and is a predicted model, not a curated record. Gene Ontology annotation, biological process: zinc ion import across plasma membrane; intracellular monoatomic cation homeostasis. NCBI's taxonomy places the organism in Eukaryota, Metazoa, Arthropoda, Insecta, Hemiptera, Aphididae.
GAUGAUAAGAGUCCGAUUUCGACGUUAGCCUUACUGGUGCUAUUCGGUGACAGUCUACACAACAUAAUCGAUGGUAUGUCGAUUGGCGCUGCGUUCUCGGAAAACGUCACCACCGGCAUAUCCAUAUCGAUUGCAAUUGCGUGCGAGGAAUUCCCUCAUGAAAUCGGAGAUUUCGCUAUACUAAUUCAGUCCGGUAUGUCGUUCCGUCGUGCUUUGUCAUUUAAUUUCCUGUCAGCCUGUACAGCAUUUAUAGGUUUGGUCAUUGGUAUUUGUUUGGGAAAUAUGGAAUAUUCUGGGUUUGUGUUCUCUUUCGCCGGUGGACUGUUCUUGUUCAUUACAUUAACACAUUUG